AUGCAUUGGUCAGAAUCUGGCCGCAAGAGGACCUCAACUGCAGCGGGAUUAUCAUCGAUUGAUUUGCGCUGUCGAGAGGAGGUGCCGGCUGCCGAGGAGCAUGCGGCUGAGCCCAUUCUGAUUUCAGACGAUGAAUCUGAAGGCCGUGCGAAUUCCGCUGCUUCGGAUCCCGCUCCCCAGCCGGGAGCCGAACCUUGCCUCCAAAUUCCUCCCAUCACGGCGCUCGCUCCAGGCCAGAGGUCUGUUCCCUCCGAGUCUCAACCAUGGCAGGCCCGUAUUGAAGAGUUCGAAGGCGCUGUAAGGCAGACAAUUUCCCUCGUCGAACUCGGUAUGGGUACAUGGGUAGCUUUGACAGUUUCAGGCAGUCCCUCUAUGAUCGCGUGGCCGAUUUACGGCGAUCAGGACGAGGAGGUUGAAGACGAAGAGGAUGAGCAGGAGCAGGGAGAGGGGGAGGAGGAAGAGGAGGAGGGUUUUAUUGCAAUGGAGAACUCAUCUCAACACUCUUCCAAAAAGUGCUAA
Asparagus officinalis (garden asparagus) is the source of this 519-nucleotide messenger RNA. RefSeq names its product nucleosome assembly protein 1-like 5. The transcript is spliced from 4 exons. Lineage: Eukaryota; Viridiplantae; Streptophyta; Magnoliopsida; Asparagales; Asparagaceae. The record is from RefSeq and is a predicted model, not a curated record. The coding region runs from base 1 to 519 and encodes 172 amino acids.